This is a messenger RNA of Aspergillus versicolor CBS 583.65, 999 nucleotides long. RefSeq names its product tyrosinase family protein. The record is from RefSeq and is a predicted model, not a curated record. Lineage: Eukaryota; Fungi; Ascomycota; Eurotiomycetes; Eurotiales; Aspergillaceae. The transcript has 5 exons. Gene Ontology annotation, molecular function: oxidoreductase activity. The coding region runs from base 1 to 999 and encodes 332 amino acids.
AUGGCUCUUCUAAAGUCGGUAUUAUUCUUUCUCUAUCUGGUGCUUUCUCUAGUUAGUGCACUCCCUCCGAAGCAUGCUAUGCCCCAUGGUAUAUGUACCGAAAGAGUCCAACGCAAAGCCUGGCAAACACUUACCUAUAGCCAGAAGAAAGCUUAUAUUGAUGCCGACCUCUGCCUGAUGAAGUCACCCCCGAAGCUUGACGUCCGGGGUGCACAAAACAUUUGGGAUGAACUUCAAUACGUCCAUAUUCUGCAGUCAAACGUUGUCCAUUUUACAGGCUCGUUCCUCCCCUGGCAUCGCCUCUUCAUGCAUGCACAUGACUACCUCCAGCGCACAGAGUGCAAUUACACCGGCCCCCAGCCUUACUGGGACGAAAUUCUUGAUAUGGGAGCCUUGAACGAGUCCAUCGUCUUCGAUCCCAAUACUGGGUUUGGUGGAAAUGGCGCAGGGAAUGACCUCUGCGUUGCCGAUGGGCCCUUUGUGAACCUCACAUUGCACCUUACCCAGUUCUCAAAUGAUGCCAACUAUUGCCUUAGCCGGAACUUUAACCAAACAGCAUUUCAGGAUGGAAAUAAAAGCAAUCUGGAUGCGUGCUUUUCAAAGGCCACCUACUCGGACGCCUGGCCUUGUUGGUCAACCUCGCCGCAUGGGGCCGCUCAUUUAGGUGUGAAUGGGGUGAUGUACGAUGCAGUUGGCUCUCCAGGAGAUCCUAUAUUUUAUCUCCAUCAUACCUAUCUCGAUCAUCUUUGGUGGCAGUGGCAGCAGCAGGAUCUUCCUGCCCGUCUCUUCCAAAUGAGCGGCCGAAACGUUCCAACACCCGAGCAGUUAGCAAUGGCAAACUGGACCUUCCCAUCAGCCGCAAUCCUGAACUAUGACGGUGACCCCGCAAAUGAAACGACACUCCACCAUAACCUCUGGAUGGUCGGCCUGAUUCCGAAUGCUACAGUCGGGGAUGUUAUGGAUCUUGGAGGGAAUCUCAUUUGUGUGGAGGAAGCAUAA